Molecule: messenger RNA, 3185 nt
Organism: Rhipicephalus microplus (southern cattle tick)
Lineage: Eukaryota; Metazoa; Arthropoda; Arachnida; Ixodida; Ixodidae
Product: transposable element P transposase
Source: RefSeq, a predicted model, not a curated record
GUGAGCUCCUGCAAAGUGUUCAUCAGAGGUACCCUGUUGAAAGAAGGCACCGUGGAAACAGAGGCAGCAGCAGAAGAAGUGCUGAAAACAAGUGAUCGUAUGUGCUUUGCGUUGGAGCAAUAUCUCACGAAGACUAUGAAGAACGAUUUUUUACGAAGAGGCUAAAGGACCAUGUGGUUACAUGCAACGAAAUGUACUUCAGCAUUAAUUGUCUUGGCCAGGUUGAUAAAAAGGUGCACAAUGUGUGUCUUGCCGCUAUUUGAAACGAUCACUGCAAAUCCUUCGAGCCCGGGUGAAGUGAACAGCAACAAAGAAUUGCCAAUAUGCAGCGCUGAAGUUGCGUGUUGUGGCCAGAAGAAACACUAGAUUGUUUUCUCGCUUGAAAAGUGUGAAAAAGAAGCUGGAACAAAUGCAAAUUAGGAAUGCUGCUAUAAAAACAGAAACUUUAGAAGCACAGAUUGCAAGGCUUCCACCAAGACAGCAGGAAGCUGUACGACAGUGCUUUGCAGCUUCAAGAGUAAAACCCAAUGGGUUGCGCUAUACGAAAAGCUGGGUUUUAGAUUGUUUAAUCAUGAAGAUGAAGAGCCCUCGCCUGUAUGAACACCUUCGUCGCAAUAACAUCCUAGCCUUUCCAUGUAAAUCAACCCUGAAGCGCUAUGUACAUGCAUACCGCACUGUGUUUGGAUUUAGUGAGAGAGUUCUAAAGCAGCUAAAGGAAAAGACAGCGGAGCUUGAUGUUUGGAAGAAACACGGUGGAUUGGUCAUCGACGAACUGAAACUGUCAGAACAUUUUUCAGUGAAGAAGUCGGGUGCAAUUGAGGGUUUUGUGGAUUUAGGUCCAUUUACAACUUCCAAGGACAAAGGUGUACCAUGUGACCACGGUAUGGUUAUCCUUUUCGUCCCAUUUCAAGGCAAAUGGAGUAAAGUUAUUGGUUACUUUGCUACACAUGGAAACAUGAAAGGUGACACACUCGCCAAAGUUGUCAUUGAAGCAACCAUACUAGCUGAAAAGAGUGGGCUCUUUGUGGAUUUUAUUACUUGCGAUGGUGCAAGUUGGAAUACAAAUAUGUGGAAAGUACUUGGGAUCCAAGCGACAGCUGACUCUACUACUUCGAAAAUUGAACAGCCCAGUGAUGCAUCACGGCACCUAUAUUUUAUAUCUGACUUCCCACAUCUCAUCAAAUGGCUACGGAACUCGCUGCUGAAGUCUGGGUUCAACACCCCUGCAGGUCAUGUUGAUAUGCAACAUGUAAGGGAAGCUCACAAAAUAGACUCCUCCAACGUGACCCUUAAAGUGAUGCCGGGCAUAACACGGUGUCACCUGGAUCCUAAUGGAUUUGAGAAGAUGAGGGUCAGCUAUGCCUUCCAGCUUUUUGGGACAAAAGUCCUCCAAGCUUUCCACCUAUACAAAGACAAGUUGGAAGCAACAUUGGGAAGGAUGGAUGUAACACAAGAGUUCUUCAGCAAAAUCCACCAGCUCAUAAGAGUGAUGACAUCGCGGUUCCCUGCUGAAGCCCUCAGACCGUGUUCAUCAGGAACAGCAGUGCUGCAGUAUUUUCUGUCCUAUCUCAAAGCAUGGGAGCAGCAUACGAAAGGUGGAGGAGGCUUUCUGAGCAAUUCUACUGCUGCUGGCCUGCGUGUGACCAUUUCGAGUACACUAGAGUUGCUUGACUAUCUCACUGAAAAUGUUGGCUUUAAAUACCUAAUGACUGCAAAAACUAGCCAGGAUCCUUUGGAAAACCUUUUCGGUAUUAUCAGGCAAUCUUCUGGCAGUAAUUAUCAUCCAACACCAACUCAGUUUUUGAUUACAGUAAACUGCAUGUCAUUCUAUGGUUUAGUUAAAGGUGUCAGUCAAGGAAACUGCGAAGAGGGCAUGCUAGGUUCCCUUUUGGAAGUUAGUAGCCCACGAGACACAUCGCAAAAUGCAGCAAGCAUGGAUUUGGCACACAGCUCUUCUCAGAAUGCGCAGGCGUUGAUUAUACCUUCCCAGGACCACAGCCAGCAUGUUGCGAGGAGAGACUCGAGAAUUAUAUUUUACAUUGCUGGCUACGUGGCACGAAAGUGCAUUUUGAAAAGCAAUUGUAAAGAUUGUUUGAUACUACUUACCGUGCCUGCCCCAGACGAAAGCUUUCAGCUUGCAAGGUUGACACUAUUUCGUGACAACGGUGGACUCCUCUACCCAAGUGCUUGCCUAUUUCGGUUCAUAAAGAAGCUUGAAGACUUGUUCACGGGCUGCUUUUCUUGUGAACUCCAUGCAGACAGCAUUUUAGAUGUGCUGACCAUAGUGAAAGCAAGGCUUUGGCAAGAGGUUGGGUGCCCAAGCCAUGUCUCAAUGCUCUCUCAAAAAAUGAUACAAUUCUAUGUUGUUACACGACUUCAUUUUUACAUUAAGGGGCUAAAUACAGACAGAGCAGGCAAACGCUAGAAAGCAAAGCACUUAAAGAUAAGGCGCUGCUAUUAAAUAUUUUUUCCUUGCUUUAGAAGAUUUUUAAAAUUUUAAUAUUGUUCCUGUGUGGAUUUUACAAGUGUAGGUUAAACUUGAUGUAUGAAUCCUUUCUGAAUAUUCUUUUUCUGUUUCACUGACCCAAAUACAAGAGAAUGCCAGAUUUGAAAAACAAGCAAAAUAGUAUGUUGCCACUCGCCACGCAUACUAUAGCAAUAAACCCUUGACUAAGUGGCAACACUGCCUAAUUCAAUUGUGAAUGGUGACUUUGGUCCUUAGCAUGCCAUCAACAGUGCGAUUAAUAUGAUCUACGAGAACAUGUGUAGCUCUCUAUAAAAAUGCAUGUUAUUUGAAUGGAAAUGUGUCUAUUAUUUGUCAUUUUCAGUAUUUCUUCCGAUUCAGUGUCUUUACUUAUUGUGUGAACAAUAUGUGUUGAGUGUUCAUGUGUUUUUGUGAACUUUUUUAUGCCAAGUGUGCUAUUGAAAAUAUUUAGCAUCUCUUUGUGAUUAUUUAUAGUUGUGAAUAUUUUUCUAGCAUCUAUUGGGCUGUUUUAGGAGACAUGCCCUUUGUCGCACACGCUGAUAAGUACACAAUGGGGCAAGGCCCUCUUCAAGCUAUUUCAGCUUUUUCCAUCUGCUUUCACUUUGAGAAAAAAAAAUGAAAGUGAUUGAUAUGCAUGGCUUUUGUGGAGUACGGUCGUUGUGCUGCCCCACCAAAUAAACUUUUAACUUAUUCCCGUGAA